AUGAUAGCAUAAGUGUCAUUUGAGUUGUCAAAGAUUUUACAUUUCCAGAUCAAACUUUUUAGAAUAAAAUAUCUAUAAAAUCACUAUUAUUAUAAUAUCAUUAUUGGCUUUAUAUUGGGUAGUUGUCUGGUUAUAAAUAUCAGGAGCUAUGCUAGAGUAGUUACUGAUCAAUUUGCUUAUGUCUUUGGAAUUUUAUUAUACUGA
Molecule: messenger RNA, 204 nt
Organism: Paramecium primaurelia
Lineage: Eukaryota; Ciliophora; Oligohymenophorea; Peniculida; Parameciidae
Source: the annotation of a GenBank genome assembly